AUGUGGAAUAACAAGCACUGGCCGUCCAUUGGACUAAAUGAAGAGCAGAAAGAAUUUCAGAAAGUGGCCUUUGACUUUGCUGCCCGAGAGAUGGCUCCACAUAUGGCAGAAUGGGACCAGAAGGAACUGUUCCCAGUGGAUGUAAUGCGGAGAGCAGCCCAACUAGGCUUUGGAGGGGUCUAUGUACGAACAGAUGUGGGUGGUUCUGGCCUGUCACGGCUUGAUACCUCUGUCAUCUUUGAAGCCUUGGCCACAGGCUGCACCAGCACCACAGCCUACAUAAGUAUCCACAACAUGUGUGUCUGGAUGAUUGACACAUUUGGAAAUGAGGAGCAGAGGCACACAUUCUGCCCCCCACUCUGCACGAUGGAGAAAUUUGCUUCCUACUGCCUCACUGAACCAGGAAGUGGAAGUGAUGCCGCCUCCCUUUUGACCUCCGCUAAACAACAAGGAGAUCAUUAUAUCCUUAAUGGCUCUAAGGCCUUCAUUAGUGGAGGUGGUGAGUCGGAUAUCUAUGUGGUCAUGUGCCGAACCGGAGGACCAGGCUCCAAAGGCAUCUCAUGUGUAGUUGUUGAGAAAGGGACCCCUGGCCUCAGCUUUGGCAAGAAGGAGAAAAAGGUGGGGUGGAACUCCCAGCCAACUCGAGCUGUGAUCUUUGAAGACUGUGCUGUCCCCGUGGCCAACAGAAUUGGGAGCGAGGGGCAGGGCUUCCUGAUAGCCAUGAAAGGACUGAAUGGAGGGAGAAUCAAUGUUGCCUCCUGCUCUCUGGGGGCUGCUCAUGCUUCAGUCAUCCUCACCCGAGACCACCUGAAUGUCCGCAAGCAGUUUGGAGAACCUUUGGCCAGUAAUCAGUACCUACAGUUCAAAUUAGCAGAUAUGGCAACAAGAUUGGUAGCUUCACGGCUCAUGAUCCGCCAGGCAGCCAUAGCCCUGCAGGAGGAACAGGAGAAUGCUGUGGCCUUGUGCUCUAUGGCCAAGCUCUUUGUGACAGAAGAAUGCUUUACUAUAUGUAACCAGGCCCUACAGAUGCAUGGAGGCUACGGCUACCUGAAAGACUAUGCUGUUCAGCAGUAUAUGCGAGAUUCCAGGGUCCACCAAAUCCUAGAAGGUAGUAAUGAAGUGAUGCGGAUGCUCAUCUCCCGAAGCCUGCUGCAAGAGUAGUGCUCCAAGAUGCUACUCCAGCUUGGCUUCGUGUGCAACAGGAUUCACUGUCAAGUCUACCCAGGUAGAUACGUGACCGAUGGCUCUUGAAUUGAAGGCGAGGCUUUGAAAGCACCAGACCAUUUCUUCUGUAUGUCGGCAGUAGCCUGCUCUAGAAGCGGAAACCAGCAGAACUGAAGGAACCGUCUAGAUCAGAAACAGCAAGAAGAUGUAUGGCCUUAUUCUCCUAAGGCCAGAAACAUAACCCAUGAAGACUCGCUAGCAAAUCAAAAGUCCUUUCUGGGAACCACGAUGUCUGUCUGGAUUCGUCUGCAUUUUGCUGCUUCUCUGGACUCACCGUCUUCUAGGCAUUUGGGCAUCUUAACAGAGGGCUCUUCCUAACUAUCUAGUAAAGGUGUGGUAAAGGGGAAGGAGAGAAAAAAUACCCUCCUUGCCUGUUCUCUGUACCUUGACUUAAAAUGCAGGUUACUGUGGGUAACACUCCUUCUGUAAUGACCUUCUGCUUAUAAAUCAAGAUAUAAUGAGUGUUUGGGGAGCUCUACUCUGAAGCUAUGAUGAAGUGUCUCCCCACUCUACAUGACUCAAAAUGAAGAGAUUGAGAUUAUUAGGAACUUUCCAUUUAUAUGAUACUAUAGGAACAAUAAAGCUGACUUGAGUAAUGAUGGAAA
Molecule: messenger RNA, 1829 nt
Organism: Echinops telfairi (small Madagascar hedgehog)
Lineage: Eukaryota; Metazoa; Chordata; Mammalia; Afrosoricida; Tenrecidae
Gene: ACAD8
Product: acyl-CoA dehydrogenase family member 8
Exons: 11
Coding region: 1-1161 (386 amino acids)
Biological process (GO): lipid metabolic process
Molecular function (GO): acyl-CoA dehydrogenase activity; flavin adenine dinucleotide binding
Source: RefSeq, a predicted model, not a curated record